CCGCUUACUGUCAUCCCUCGCCGACUUGGAGGCGCGCAAACGCGCGAACCGGCGCGCGAUGCGUUUUGACAAGUCACGCGCGCCCGAAAAAAAAAAAUAAAAGCGCGCGUAAUCCGGCGGUGCGUUGGAUUGGGCGGGAAGAGAGUCGGCUGAGGAAACACGGGAUUGGGCGGAUGGACGAGUCAAACCGCUGCUGUGACUCAGAUGAAGAGAUGAAUCCACUUCACUUCACUUCACUUUACCUCAGCUGAACGCCGGACCGAGUUCCUGUUAGGCGAUCGCCGAGAAAGCGAAUUAUCGACCUAAUUGGAAUUAAUAGCGCUCGCGGGGCGAACAAGGAAGAGCGUUGAGGAACGUUAUACUAUUUCACGAUGGCUUUCAUGGUUAAACACGUAGUCGGCGGUCAGCUGAAGAACCUGACGGGAGGUCUGACGGAAGAUAAAUCCGACGGAGACAAAUCCGAAGCCGCCGCUAAAGGAAUGACACAAGAAGAGUUUGAGCAGUACCAGCAGCAGCUGGAGGAGGAAAAGCAAGAGCGAGACGCCAAUUUUGCCCAGAAGAAGGCGGAGAGGGCGACAGUCAGGUCUCACUUCAGAGACAAAUACAGGUUGCCAAAGAACGAGGUGGAUGAGACUCAGAUCCAAGGGGCACAAAACGACGUGGAGCUCCCCACCGAACUGGCCAAGAUGAUCGCCGAAGACAACCAGGAGGAGGAGCAGAAGCAGUCCGUCCUGGGUCACCUGACCAACAUCCAGAACGUGGACAUGGGCCACCUGAAGGGCAAAGCUCAGGCCACCCUGGAGGACCUGAAGAACUCGGCGGAGAAGUGCUGCGUCAUGUGAUCUCCUCACACCUGGAAGCGUUUCUUCUCUCCUCCUCCUCCUCCCUGUAUCCCCUUCAUCACACACACACACACACACACACACACACACACACACACACACACACACACACACACACACA
Puntigrus tetrazona (Sumatra barb) is the source of this 963-nucleotide messenger RNA. RefSeq names its product complexin 3b (gene cplx3b). The transcript has 3 exons. The record is from RefSeq and is a predicted model, not a curated record. Gene Ontology annotation, biological process: neurotransmitter transport; synaptic vesicle exocytosis; regulation of neurotransmitter secretion. NCBI's taxonomy places the organism in Eukaryota, Metazoa, Chordata, Actinopteri, Cypriniformes, Cyprinidae. Bases 372 to 842 code for a protein of 156 amino acids. Gene Ontology annotation, molecular function: syntaxin binding. Gene Ontology annotation, cellular component: SNARE complex; terminal bouton.